This is a messenger RNA of Chaetomium globosum CBS 148.51, 804 nucleotides long. RefSeq lists its product as uncharacterized. The record is from RefSeq and is a predicted model, not a curated record. The coding region runs from base 1 to 804 and encodes 267 amino acids. The transcript has 5 exons. Lineage: Eukaryota; Fungi; Ascomycota; Sordariomycetes; Sordariales; Chaetomiaceae.
AUGAAAAUAUCUCGGGCUGCGUUCCUAGGCACAUUGCUUAGUCCGGGCGCUUUAGGGCACAAUGUUGCGGGGAUGCUUCUUAUCAACGGCACCGAGUCGCCUGAGUGGAAAUAUGUUCUUGAUGUAGCUUCCUCGUUCUAUUUCGAACCCGGAACAUACCCCCCCGGCGCCCAAAGCUACAAGCUCGAACCCAUCGUCGGGACCAGCGACCCGAACAUCACCUGCGGCAGGUUGGCGUUUGACUCAGCCCCCAAGACGGAGACGGCCGACGUGCUCGCCGGGUCCGAGGUUGGCUUCCGGGUGUCAACCGACGGAAGGGGGACCAGAAACCCGGAGAAGGGUAUAUACCCAAACUUUUGGCAUCCGGGGCCCGGUCAGAUCUACCUCUCGCGUGCUCCAAACGACGACCUCCAGAGCUACAGAGGUGAUGGCGACUGGUUCAAGAUUGCCUACGCAGGUGCCUUGGACGACCAGCACUGGUCGAUUUGGCCGAAAGUGUCCGACUUCAACUUCACCGUCCCUAAGACCACACCGCCCGGCAAAUACCUGAUGCGUAUCGAGAAUUUCAUGCCCACGGGGGAUCUCAGAUACAUCCAGUUCUACGUCAACUGCGCCUUUGUCAACAUCAUUGGCCCCGGCGGCGGCACUCCGACAGAGUUUGCGAGGUUUCCCGGCACAUACCAAGACGACGACCCAGGUCUUCUCGUGCCCCCGAAUCAGGAUAUAGGGGCCGGAACAGUCAAGAUUGAGGACAUGAAGCUGAUGGAAUACAAGCCCCCGGGCCCUCCUGUGUGGAUUGGUUGA